Molecule: messenger RNA, 1434 nt
Organism: Rhizopus microsporus ATCC 52813
Lineage: Eukaryota; Fungi; Mucoromycota; Mucoromycetes; Mucorales; Rhizopodaceae
Product: mitochondrial carrier
Exons: 4
Coding region: 1-1434 (477 amino acids)
Source: RefSeq, a predicted model, not a curated record
AUGCAAUCUAACCAAAAUCAACCUUUUACGCCAUUUUCUUCAUUAGGCAAGAAUGGGGUAAGACCUUAUUAUGCUCCAGGUCUUGGCGCAGGAAACUACACAAACAUUGCAGUCGAUCAACCUGGCGUUCCCUAUUAUACUGUAGAUUACCCUGAUGACUUGAUUGAUUCAAGAGCUGCAGCCAGAGAACUCAUCAACUUUACCGUGCUCAAAUUUCUUACAACCGCUGUCAACAGUCCGUUUGAAGUGUCCAAAACGCUGUUACAGGUACAGUACAUGCCACGUGAAGACCUGCCAGUAGCGAAGAAAACAACAACUGUUCAAGAAGGCGAAUCGGAUAUUGAGGAUGAAGCUGGUCCAUAUUCAGAAGAAGAGGAGGAUGAAGACGAGGAUGAAGAAGAAGAGCACUCAGGACGACGUAGACAUCCUUCAGCUACAGAUGAUCCCUUAACUACAGGUGGUUCAUUAGAUAUUGAUGACCCCAUCUUUAAAAAGAAGGUACCUCUUAAUGCAGACGGAUACAUUGUGCGUACAAGUAUCUAUGAUGAUUCGACACGGCCUCCUCAUCAAAUCAAGCCCAUUGAUGGCGGUGUCUGGCAGGGCAUCGGAAGACUGUUGCAUCAUCCUCAUGAAGGUGUGCGCUCCUUGUUUAAAGGACAAUUUACAAACUGGCUCUACGAAAUUUCGCACUUAUUCCUGCAGCCAACACUGGAAGGCACACUAAAUGAUAUGUUUGAUCUCUAUGAUGACACAGUACCAUUGGUGCACUUGGAUAGUGUAGGCCCAAAUCUAGCUACACUGGUAGCCAGUAAUCUUAUUGUUGGGAUCCUUCUGAGUCCUCUUGAACUCAUCAAAACAAGAAUGAUUGUACAGUCAGCAUCGCCACUUCAGCGUAAAUACAAAGGGCCUUUCCAUGCGCUGGCAACCAUCUGGAAAGAAGAAGGCGGCUUUAAGGGUCUGUACUUUUCUCACAAUUUCUUGCCCACCGUCUUGUACCACACCAUCACUCCACUUUUCCAAAAUAUUACACCUUUGAUCAUUGACCGCGUGCUUUGCAUCUCAGCAAGUGAAUCGCCUUUCUUGUACAGUCUUGCCGAAUUAGGAUUAAAUACACUGGAGAUUUUGAUCACACUGCCUCUUGACACCAUCCGUAAGCGUAUGCAGUGCCAGAUCAGGACACGAACACCUGGGAACAAACGAUUUGAGCCUGUGGUGGCACUAAGACCUGUACCUUACACAGGCGUGAUCAAUGCUGUCUACUGUAUAGCAAAAGAAGAAGGUAGUCCAAGAAAGAAGUCCAGAAAAGAAAAUAGAUACACAAACUGGAACUUAAGAAGUCUAUAUCGCGGAUUUACUAUGGAAUGUACGUCAAAUAUUGUUCUAUUCUUUUUGCAUGCUAUCAGUGGUAUUGAAGAUGAUUAUGAAGAUUUCUAA